AUGUCACCUCCGAUUGCAAUUGUUGGUAUUUCAGUCGAGCUCCCUAGUGGCAGCUAUGCUUCGGAGAACCUUGACCACAAGUCCUUUUUCGAGUUCCUGUUGUCGUCUGGUGAAUCCUAUGAGCCAAUGCCAUCGGACAGAUUCAACAUCGAAGCCUGGAAGGGUACCGGUGUCGGCAGGAUUCACGUCGACCGAGGGUCUUUCUUAAAAAAUAUUGACACUUUCGACAACGUCGAGUUCGGCAUUUCAUCCAAGGACGCGCAGACGAUGGCUCCCGCGACUCGCAAACUUCUCGAGAAUACUUUCCUUGCCCUUCUCGACUCGGGGAUAGACUAUAGAACGAAAAUCGUCGGAUGCUUCACAGCAGGAACUUCCAUAGAGCUCACAAACGUUUCGGAGCCGGACGAGUUCGACACGCGAGGGUCCUUUGCUGGCUAUCCUUCGAUGGUCGCUAACCGCAUCUCCAACCACCUCGAUUUACUUGGACCCUCUUUCCCCAUCGACACGGCCUGCAGCUCAACUCUGACGGCUUUGCACCUCGCGGUUCAGGCUAUCGCAACCGGAGAUUGUGAAGCCGCUGUCGUUGGAGGUUGCCAACUGAACUAUCGCUUCAUUGACUGGGUCACAUAUAGUCAAGGGUCGUUGCUUGCAAAAGACGGAAAAUGCAAGCCUUUUGAUAGCAGCGCGGACGGGUUUGCUCGCGCCGAGGGCUGUGCGGUCGUUGUAAUCAAGCCCCUCGAUGCCGCGCUCAGAGAUAACGACAACAUUUACGCAACGAUUUUGGGCACUGCAAUCAAUUCGACCGGUGCGGCCGCGGCGCCAGGUGCUCCGGUAGCGGACUCCCAACGAGACGCUAUGUUCCAAGCAUUCGAACGUGCCGGGAGGAGCCCUCGCGAAGUGGACUACGUGGAGUUACAUGCUACAGGCACGGCGAAAGGAGACCCCACUGAGGCCAAUUGGGUGGGCGAGCACUUUCAUAGAGAUGAUGAGCUUGUGGUCGGCAGCGUCAAGGGCAAUAUCGGUCACACUGAGAUCACGGCCUUCCUUGCGUCGCUGUCGAAGGUCGUCUCCAUCUUCGACAAGCAGACGAUCCCACCACAAGUCAACAUCAACAAGCUGAACCCGGGUAUCAAGUGGGACGAGUACCGUCUCCGCGUUCCGUUGGAGGCAACGCCGCUUCCAUGCCGCGCGAACGACAAGCCGCUCGUCUCCAUCGCUGGCUCGGGCAUCGGCGGUUCAAACGGCCACGUCGUUCUCGAAGGUCCGCCUCGCGUCGAAGAAGCACCCAAAGUCAAGGAUGCUGAAGGGAAGCGGCCGGUCCUCUUCAUGACUGGAGGUCUCUCAUCGAGAACUGCAACGGCCUUGGCGCAGUCAAUUCAGCAAGAUCUCUCGAAGUACUUCGACGACCUGCCGGGGUUGUCGACUGUCCUUGGACGGAGGUCAAAGCAGGCCACUUGGAGGUCGUACACGAUUGGUCAUCCUGGCCAGGAGAAGUUGGAGGACAUCUGGACGCCUCAGCAUUGCCCUCGUACCCCGAACGGGCUCGUAUACGUGUUUUCGGGACAGGGGCCUCAGCAUGUCCAAAUGGGCCGCGAGCUCUUCGAAGCUUUCCCCGUCUUCCGCGACAGCAUACUCGAGAUGGACGAUGUCUUCAUCAAGGCAACCGGCAAGUCGAUCAUCCACGACUACGGCCUCUUUGGCGCAUCUACUAGCCCUCCUUUACCCGAUAUCUGGCCCAUCGCCCUCGUCCUGCCUUCCGUAGCCAUCUUCCAGAUCGCGCUCUUCGAUUCGUUGACGAGCUUGGGCGUCAAGGCCGACGCGAUCGUCGGCCACUCGGCUGGCGAGACUGCUGUCCUAUACACCUCUGGUGCCGCGCCAAAGGCGAUGGCCGUCGAGCUCGCUGUCAUCCGCGGCCGCUCUUUCACCCCCGUCGAGGAGCUCGGAGGCACCAUGGCUGCGAUUUCGUGCAGCCCGGAGGAAUUGGACGAGUUGUUGAAGGAGUAUCAGGAAGAGAACAAGGAAGGCAUCGUCGAGCUUGCAUGCUAUAACGCACCGUCCGCUGUCGCCAUCGCUGGAGAGGAGGCCGCCAUCGACAGGAUUGUCAGCAUGGCCCAGACUCGCAAGAAGUUUGCACGCAAGAUUCGUACCCGCGUGCCAUUCCAUUCGUCGAUGAUGAACGUGGCGAAGGAGGAGUAUACGGCUGCCCUCGAGGAUCUUUUCGAGCGUUAUCCAGGCCCGCAUCGCCCUACGACGCCAGUUUAUUCCACCUGUGCCGGCAAGCUCUUCGAAGGUCCCUUUAAAGCCGAGUAUUACUGGGACAACACUGUCUCACCAGUUCGUUUCACGGAGGCCAUGACUGCGAUCCGCCAGGCCCUGCCCAACGCAUCCUUCGUCGAGGUUGCCCCACAUCCCGUGCUAUCUUCCUAUGUCAUCUCGAUGGCGUCUGAAGGUUCGACCGUACUUCAUUCAGCGCAACGUCCCAAGCUCGGGGCCCCGCCAACGGAGUAUGUCGACGUCCUCAACGUCUUGGGCAAGCUUACGUCCGCCGGGCACAAUUUCGCCGACUUCACGGCUCUCAACGGUCGCAAGUGCUCCGAGUUUAAGCUCCAACUGCCCGCGUAUCCGUUCUCCAAGAAGAAGUACCCUCUGUACCUCGACACUCCCGGUACAUUCAAGCAGAUGGAGGUGCCCCGCGGGCCAUUGAAUUACACACACCUUCGUAUCAACAAGGAGUCGCACCCUGUGCUCGCGGAGCACAUUAUUCGAGGCGAGCCGAUCAUGCCUGCCGCUGGAUUCUUGGAAAUGGCAAUCGAGUUCGGUGCAUCGACGCUCAUGAACGUCAACAUGCGUUCGAUUUUGUCUUUGUCCUCGGAGAAGCCUACCAAGGUCAAUGUCGACCUCGAUGGCGCCCACUGGACUGUCAAAGCAAACGCCUGCACGCCGAUGGCUAUUCGAGCGAGAUGUCCUGAGCACAUCGGCUCCGGCUUCUACCCCUCGCUCUCGUACUUCUCGGCGUAUGGACCGCGUUUCCAGCGCGUAACAAACAUUUUCUUCAACAAAAAUGAAGCCCUCGCAUCCAUCAAAGGGAUGGACUCUGUCCUUGCUAGCGAUGGCAAGUACUUGCUGCAUCCCGCGAUCCUCGACUCCUGCAUCCAAGUAUCCGCGUACAAGCCAUUCCACGGCGACUACGACCCGAACGUUUACCACCUCCCAGCUCAUAUCGAUGCCAUCAUUAUCCAUCAGGCUCUGAAGCCCGGCUAUUUCCCGGCACACCUUUACGCCCAUGUGGAGUUGAAGAAGUGGCUUCCAGACGCCAUUCACUAUGAUAUCACCCUCGUGAACGACGAUGGCGUUCGUCUGUGCUCCUUCAUAGGCCUGUAUGUCGCCAAGCAUCAUAUCACGCCUGUUGCGGAUCCAACUCGUCCUCUGGAAGUGGCUUACCAACCAGUCUUCCACGCGAAACGCUCCGUCAUCGGACCCGCGUACAAGGGUGAAGAUCGUUCUGAUCUCUUCGGAAGUCUUGACAAGAUCUCUAUUCGCGCAAAGAUGCUCCAGCGCGCUGGAACGCUUCAAACCCCGAACCUGAACGUCGACACGCCUCCCUUCAAGAGCGUUCAUCAAGAAUCUGAUCCGUACUUUGAGACAUUCAGGGCUACCGAGAUAAUUCCGCCGUCCGAAGGUCCGCAAUUUGACGAAGCUAUCAAGUGCGCAAUGCAUUCGUUGCAUGCAGCCUUGAGCGAAGUCACCAAGUCAGGCACUCGCGUCGUCAAAGCCCUCAUUGUGGAUAACGUAGAAUCGGAGCUCUUCCGCAAGGGUGUCGAAACUGUUGUACAGCAAUUCCCGUCCUUGUACUUCGAGCUCUUCGUCGACAACAAACAUGCAGCUCAGUCCUUACCCAACAUUCCCUCCGGCAUCGUUCGCAACACACGCGUUUCGUUCAACGGCGUGAGGUCCGAGAGCCUCCAGGAUCACCUCUUUGACAUCGUCCUAUUCUUCAACGUUGCCUCUCACGAAGCCAAUCCUGCAGCCAUUGCUAAAGUUGCAUCGACCUUCCUCGUUCCGGGAGGUACCUGCAUCAUGACAGAGCGCAAUUUCGAUGCCUGGGACAUGGGGUCUCUGGGUACCAUGUGGUACGAUGCCUACCUCGGCGUACCUUCCAAGGAGAAGACGUUUUCUCUGGGGUCCUACCUAGAGUCGUUGAAGGACCAUCACCUCAACGUUUUGCGCAGCCACAGCUCCGAAGUCUCUGAUCCCUUCCACUUUUCCGUAGAGUGCCAGAAGCCUAGCUGGUCUCCUCAAUCAUUGCUUUCGUUAGCCCUCUUCGACCCUAUCGGGUCGUUCGCGUUUGCAUAUAGCUAUGGCAACGAGAUGGACUUGCAAUGGGAACUCUCCGGACUCAACGACAUGCAGCAACUCGACGUGUGGAUUACGGCAACUGAAGGGCGAGAUGGCGGUGCUGCCCAAGGUUUGGUGCGAGCCCUUCGCCGGGAGUAUGUUUUGUGGACCAUCUGCCUUGUUAUAUUCCCGUCUUCGUACGAUGAAGACAUGCGUCAGGACUUCCUCGAGCACCUGCCCACCGAGCUGCGUUCGGAACGCGACAUUAUUGUGUCCGAAGAUCGCCUUCUGGUGCCUCGUCUAGCCCCAGUCGACGCUCUUCAAACGCGCUACGACAACAAGUCCAACACUCGUCUGAGACGGCUGGCAGUCGACCAUAUUCUCGUCCGCGUUCUUUCUUCCUCAGACCAAGCCAACGUCUCUGGAAUCGUUGCAUCCGUUGUUGACGCGAACGCCACGGAUAUCCAACCCAACACUCUCGUCGCUGCUCUUGUCCGCAGCCCGGCAGGGAAGUACGUGCAGUUGGACGCCGCCAGCGUCGUCCCUGUUUCCGAUGAUUAUCUCAAGCAUCUCUCGGUCGCCUCCGCUGCUAUCUCUGGUUUCGUCGCAGCCGUUAUUGCACUCGGACAGGGUACUCUAAGUCGCCCUGCUCGUCUCUCCAAGCUUCGCAUCUUGUUAACCCAUAGCGAUACCACCAUUGGUUCGAGCGCCGCUGCUCUUCUCCUACAAAUGGGCGCCCAAGUCGAUCACGUCCCUCAAAACGCCAGCCUCUACGACCUCGGCAAACUUCCUGUCGAGGCAUACGACGCCAUUAUAUCCGGAUAUUCUGAUCGUUCGUAUCUUCAAGUCAUUGACACGCUGGUGCACCCGAGGCAGGGUAGAGUCUUCUCAUGGAGCGACGAUAUGAAAGGGCUCGCUGCCAUUCUCGCCCGAGAUCCAUGUGCAGUGGGUGAUGCCAUACGCUUCGGCUUGCAGGGUGUGAAAGAGAUUCUUCCAUCCCUAGUGCCCCUGCCACCUCUCCUCGCCACCGCUGUCAACGGCGACCUUCGCCAGGACCGGCCAUCCAUUCAUGCUUCGUUUGAAGAAGAGAAAGCGUACGUUAUUCUCGGAGGGAUUGGGACUAUUGGCGUCCACCUGGCGUUGUAUAUGUAUCAGCGAGGUGCUCGACACAUCGUCCUCACGUCGCGUUCUGGAGAAAAGAGCCUUGAAAGCAACACUAACGUCGUCGUGCGUCGUAUGGUCGACUACUUGAAUGCCCAACCCGAACUUCGCUUGUCUCUGGUGGCACUCGAUGCAACUGACGGAACUGGCAUGGGGACCCUCAUGGGUGGCCUUGGUCCUGUUGGCGGAUGCAUUAUCCUCACUGCUGUCCUCCUGGACGGCCUAUUCCGUCACCUCGACGAAGAACAAUUCUCUCGCGUCUUCCAUGCGAAGAUCGGCGUUCUGGAAACUCUCAAGAAGUCUGUCAACGUCGAGGACCUCGACUUCCUCGUUUCAUUCACUUCAGUUUCGGGUCUCAUUGGAUUUGGAGGUCAGACAAACUAUGGAGCUGGAAAUACCGCGCUCGAGCAUCAUACAGCCGAGAGUUCGAACGGCUUCUCCUUCAUUUGCCCGGGCAUUUUAGACUCUACCUUGAUGCUUGCGGGCACUGGCAAGUCGAACGAAACUCGCCUCAGCGCGCUCAUCCCCUGGUCGGUUUCUGCGGAGGAUAUGAUUCGGUGGUUCGAUGAUGCCAUGGUGCGCUUCCAGCACGGCCAACGUAUCGUUCGCUACGUGCCUGAUCUCAAUUGGGAGGCCCUGGAGCGAACUCAAGGCAUGCCGCGUCUUGGAAUGCAUCUCCUCGCAGAUCAAGUUCUGGAAGUCUCUGACGACGUCGACGACUCCGAGCGCAUGACAGAGGUCAUCAAGAACGUCCUCGCUGUCCCCGCAGCCGACUUCUCGCCCGACGUCCCACUCACAGCCUACGGCAUCGACUCGCUCUCCGCGUCUCGCCUCUCCUUCCUUCUUCGACCUUUCGUUGAAGUCACUCAAAUCCAGCUUCUCGCUGACAUCGCCCUCAACGACCUUGUUCGCCUAUCGCAGGCCAACGUCGAGGUGGUGCAGGAGCAAACCACCUCGAAGCCGGCGCAGAGUCGGAACAAGGCGGACUUGAUGACGGAGAUGCUCGCGAAGUACAGCGCCGGCCUGGAGGCCAGCACGUCGGUGUCAUCGUCCACCUCAUCGGCACCAUCGGAGGAGGUUGUCCUCAUCACUGGCACGACGGGCACUUUGGGAGCGAAUGUGUUGGAGAAACUCCUCGAGAACCCAUCCGUCAAGCUCGUGUAUGCUCUCAACCGGGUCAGCCAAAACUCAACGUCUCUCUCCGACCGCCAGGAAGCCGUGUUCGUUCGUCAAGGUCUCGAUGCCUCUCCCCUCGAAUCAGGCAAACUCGUUCUGUUGGAAGGAGAUCUUGCCGAAGAUCACUUCGGUCUGAGCGCUGAGCGUGAAGACGAGUUGCUGUCUUCUGUCACCCACGUUAUCCACAAUGCAUGGAGAGUCGAUUUCAUCUCUUCUCUGGCUGACAACGAGAGCCUCAUCAAAGGUACACGCAAGUUAAUUGACUUCGCCCAACGUUCGAGGCUCGCCUCUAAGCCUUCACUCUCCUACGUCAGCUCGAUUGGCACGUAUCAAGUUUUUAAAGACUCCGAUCCCGAAUACGCCCCCGAGGCUCCCGUUCUCGACCCGAAGGUGUCGAUUCAGACUGGGUAUAUCGAGUCGAAGUGGGUUGCAGAGCGCCUCUUCCAGACCGCUGGCGAGAAGUGCGGCCUGCAGACCAACGUCAUCCGCGUCGGUCUCCUCACCGGCGGCGUCAACGGCAGCUGGGAUCCCUCACAGUGGUUUCCUGGUAUCGUCCAGUCUGCGGUUUAUGUUGGUUGCCUACCCGAAGUCGAUGAUGUCGUUUCAUGGAUCCCAGUCGACCUCGCGGCCUCCGCCAUCGUGGACAUGCGGCGCACCCCCUCUGACACCGUCCAUCUCAUCCACCCCAAGCCCACUCAGUGGAACGACCUUAUCAAACCUGUCUCGAAGCUCCUAAACGUCCCUCUUGUACCCUACGUCGAGUGGUUUGCCCGACUAGAGGCGUCAGCCCGCGACGCCGACGACCAUGGCCGUUCCACGGUCAACCAACGAGCUGCACUCCGGUUGACCCAUUUCUACCGCAUUGCGCUCGGUGUUUCGAGAUUCCACACGGAGAGCGGUGGUCUCCUUGCAAAGGUUGUGUCUGAGAAGGGCUACCAAGCAUCGCCUUCUCUUCAGUCCGACGAAGUAUCAAGCCUCGGGAAGGAAGACGUCGAGAAAUGGGUGGCGUACUGGAAAGAGAUCGGUUUCCUGCCUUGA
Molecule: messenger RNA, 7710 nt
Organism: Cyclocybe aegerita
Lineage: Eukaryota; Fungi; Basidiomycota; Agaricomycetes; Agaricales; Hemipholiotaceae
Source: the annotation of a GenBank genome assembly